CAUGUUCUUACGUUAGUUUUACUUUUAAUACUUGCAGGACUUUCACCUGACACGACGUGUCUCUGCUCUUCUGUUGUAUUUGAUUAAAGUAAAUGUGUCUUCUACCAGCAGGGUGUUUUAUUUUGAAGGGCAGCCGUGAAGACAGAUUCAUGUGUUCACUGAGGCCGAGGACGUUGGACCUUCAGCUCACCACACGUCAGCCAUUCAGCAUUAACCUAAUCCUGCUUUACUUUUCUCCAGUGGAAGCGAGACGCGGAGCAAGUUCUCGGUCCCGGUGAUGGCGAGCUGGUGGACGGCCGUGGACAGGCUGGACAGGCUGGACAGUCUGGGCACGGAGGACAACUCCAUCAUGUCCCGCAUGAUCCAGGCUGUCGGGCUGUUUGGAGACAUUCUGUCCCUCGAGGACACGAUGGAGCCCAUGUUCUCUGGGGUCAGGAGAAGCUCUGACAGCAAAGAAGAAGAAGAAGAAGAAGAGAUGCUUGGACAAGCACCGGUCCAAGGAGCAAUGAAGACGAUGAUGAUGAUGGAGGACAACAAAGACGGGAAGGUGGAGAAUGAAGGAGACGCUCCACAGGGACAUGAGGAGGAGAGGAAACAUCAGAAGGACGGACAAGAGGGCGAGGAGAUGAUAAAGGGAGCAAACGAGGAGAAGAAAACUGAAGAAGUGGAAGAAGAGGAAGGAAGGGUAGAGAAGAAGGAGGUGGAUGAAGAGAUGGAUCAUGUUGAGGUUUUAAUGGAACGUGGACGAAUGGAGGAGGAGGAGGACAGAGAGGAUGAAGAAGAGGUGGAGGAAAAUGAAGAACAGAAGGAGUUGAAGGAGGGAGAGGAAGAAGAACGAGGAGAGGGUGGAGGGAUAGUUGCUGAGGAAGAGGAAAAUGAAGAUGAAGAAGUGGAGAAAGGAACGACAUCAGAGAUGCAAAGAUACAAAGAUGGAAAGAUAGGGGGAAAAGGAGAUGAAGACACAGUGGAGAAGGAAGGAAGGAUGGAUGAGAAUGUAGUAAAGACGGAAGGAAGUGAAGUAAAGGUGGAUGUAAAAGAAGAGAAGGAAGAAAGGAAACAGGAAAAAGAAGAAGAAAACUCUGAAACAUCUUCAUCGUGUUCUCCUGAAACGCUGAGUCAUGAAACUUCACCGGAACGACACACAGCUCCUCGGUCGCCGCGUCGUCGGCUGCAGGGAAACGUGAUGGAGGACAAAAGACAAAAGACAGAAGGACGUCAGGCGUCAAAGUACAAAAGUGUGUCGUACAGAAGGAUCCAGAGAGGAAACACCAGACACAGAGUCGAUGCGUUUGAGGCCCUGAUGAACUUGUGAUAAAACUCUGUGUUUGUGGAGGAGGACUGACGUCGCUCACAUAAACACAAAGAAAAAAGGAUCCAGGAUCAAAUAUCAUCAAUGAAAGCAGGAAUAUGUAGGUUUAACUGGGUGGCCAGCAUUAGAUCAAACCAACGUCACCAUCAUUCAUUUACAAUUCCGUAGUUAUUUCUGUUCAAAUUGUGCAAAAACUCAACUUUUUAUGCGGAUAUGUUCAUACUAACUAAAUCGGGAGUAAAUCUGA
Molecule: messenger RNA, 1556 nt
Organism: Solea senegalensis (Senegalese sole)
Lineage: Eukaryota; Metazoa; Chordata; Actinopteri; Pleuronectiformes; Soleidae
Product: cilia- and flagella-associated protein 251-like
Exons: 2
Coding region: 278-1312 (344 amino acids)
Source: RefSeq, a predicted model, not a curated record